CGGAGGAGCUGCAACUACGUGUUCGACUUAGCGACGCUUCUGCCAUCUAAGCUGGUGACGAAGACGACAAAGAUGGAACCGGCAGCUAAGCAGCAGCAAGCGGCGCAGGCCAAGGGCGGCAAGACUGCGGUUUUACGAGCUGGUUCGACAGUGAGUGCCAUCGACGGUGCCAAGAAGCGCCGUCGCCGCCGCCGUGAGAGCUACAGCCUUUACAUCUUCAAGGUACUCAAGCAAGUUCACCCUGACACUGGAAUAUCGGGCAAAGCAAUGGCCAUAAUGAACAGCUUCGUGGCCGACAUCUUGGACCGUAUCGGCGAAGAGGCAGCCAAGCUUUCCAUCUGUUCUCACCGCAGCACUAUCACUGCGCGUGAGAUCCAGACCGUGACGCGGCUGCUGCUGCCCGGUGAGUUGGCCCGCCAUGCUGUCUCAGAGGGAACCAAAGCAGUCAGCAAGUACACGUCCUCGCAGCCGGGUUUACCACCACCGGCGCCGCAGCAGUAGGCAGCCCUGAUGUACGUGUCGCACCUUCCAGGCAAACUACCGAAGCGGUGUGUGCUUGUUGUGAACGACACUCGGUGAACUUUUUUUUUGUGUGGAAAGUUUAUUUUUUUGUCUUUGGCAACAUGUAUGUCGGUAAUAAAUGAAUGCAGGCAGUGAGCUGUUAGUUUUUUUAAA
Messenger RNA from Rhipicephalus microplus (southern cattle tick), 675 nucleotides. RefSeq names its product putative histone H2B 3. Gene Ontology annotation, molecular function: protein heterodimerization activity; DNA binding; structural constituent of chromatin. The record is from RefSeq and is a predicted model, not a curated record. Gene Ontology annotation, cellular component: nucleosome. Lineage: Eukaryota; Metazoa; Arthropoda; Arachnida; Ixodida; Ixodidae.